Molecule: messenger RNA, 775 nt
Organism: Symphalangus syndactylus (siamang)
Lineage: Eukaryota; Metazoa; Chordata; Mammalia; Primates; Hylobatidae
Gene: CMC4
Product: C-X9-C motif containing 4
Cellular component (GO): mitochondrial intermembrane space
Source: RefSeq, a predicted model, not a curated record
GCCCGCCCAGCAGCACCUGGGAAACGCCCGCGCGGUUUGGGGCAGGCGUGGCCGUCGGGGCGGAGGGCGGUGGCCGGCCGCGGUCCGGGCGUCAGGCCGGGCGGCGGGGGCGGCAGGGAGGCGGCGCUCUGGGGCCGCAGGCGGACGUACUCUGUGAGCGGCGCCCGGGCGCCUGGGCAGGCGCCUCCCGAGUACCGGCGCCCAUUUUGCCCGCCCGCUAAGGAGACCCGUGCGCGGCCUACACGCUUGGGGGACAGCCCUUUAAGACGACAUCUCCGCGAACGCCGGCCUCUUGAGCCAGGGGGACGCUCUUUUGAAAGUCAGUCCCAAAACAUUUUCUGGAUAUGCCGCAGAAGGAUCCGUGCCAGAAGCAAGCCUGUGAGAUACAGAAAUGUUUACAAGCCAACAGCUACAUGGAAUCAAAGUGUCAGGCUGUCAUCCAAGAACUGCGUAAGUGUUGUGCUCAGUAUCCCAAGGGAAGAUCUGUCGUCUGUUCAGGAUUUGAAAAAGAAGAAGAAGAAAACCUAACACUGAAGUCUGCAUCAAAGUAAAGUUCUGCUGAAGUGCUGCUCCAUGUUUCCACCAAAUGAAUUUUUUUUUAUCCUCCUGACUUUCUUCAGGCCAGGUAGCAGCAAAUAGCAAAUGAAAAAGUCAGCUAGAAAAGUUAAUGAAUAUGCCAUCUAUGCAGAACAGGCAGAAAUAUAAACACAUUAAAAGACAAAUAUGUAGAAUGUAAUAUACUGAGCUGCUAAAAUAAACCUGUUUAAGAGAAAAA